UUUUGAACCUUCAAUUGAAUUCCGCUGCUCCAUCUUCACUUUCCUCCUCUCCCCUCCCGCGAACAAUAUAUAUAUAUAUAAUCAAUUUAAAAUCCAUAAAAUGUGUAUAAAUACUCUUCUUCUCUGAAUUUUUACAAACUCAAAUCAUCGCAACUGAUUGCAUAUAAUCAGCUGAAAAGGGUAAAAAGAGUUCCAAUCGGAGAAUUGCGUCAGAUUCCCCCGAACAUGGCAAUUGCCGACAGUCACCACUGCCACCAAAAGUGGAGACUAUGCCCGUUUUGGCAGUCAGCAACGGUCCCUUCUUCUUCCUCUACUCAGAAUCUUCAUAAUAACUCUCAAAAUCACAACUACCAAAUUGGCGGUGUCGGCUCCAGCAGCCGGUCCUCCUCUACCGUCUCCUCCGUUGCCAGAUCGAUUCUUCCAGCUAGACGAAGACUUCGUCUCGAUCCUUCAAGCAAUCUAUACUUCCCCUAUGAACCAGGAAAGAAGGUGAGGAGUGCUAUCAGGAUUAAGAAUUCCAGCAAGUCUCACGUUGCAUUUAAGUUUCAAACUACUGCACCAAAGAGUUGUUAUAUGCGCCCCCCUGGAGGUAUUCUUGCUCCUGGAGAAAGUCUCAUUGCUACUGUGUUCAAGUUUGUGGAGCGUCCGGAGAACAAUGAAAAGACUCUAGAUAAGAAGAGCAAGGUUAAAUUCAAGAUCAUGAGUAUAAAGGUCAAAGAAGGGACAGAUUAUGUUCCGGAGUUGUUUGAUGAGCAAAGGGAUCAAGUCACUCUUGAGCGAAUACUGUGUGUUGUCUUCUUGGAUCCAGAGCGCUCAACUCCUACACUUGCAAAGCUGACGCGUCAAUUGGCUGAAGCCGAUGCUGCUGCAGAAGCACGGAAGAAGCCAGCAGCUGACACAGGUCCACGGGUUGUUGGGGAAGGUCUUGUUAUAGAUGAAUGGAAAGAGCGAAGGGAGAAAUAUCUUGCUCGGCAGCAGGUUGAAGCUGUAGAUUCGAUGUAAAUCAUUUGUAGGGUUUUUUGAUGACAUACAACAGUAUCUUUUGCAAAUAUAUUUGUUUCCUAUUGAGGUCAUUGUAGAUAGUAAUAUUAUUAUUGGAAAACAUUUGUUUUUGAGGUAAUGUUACAGGAAUGUCCUUCUUCGGGUUGUAUUGUACUCACUUGAUUGUAGAUAGUGCCUUUUAUGUCGUUAA
Molecule: messenger RNA, 1192 nt
Organism: Olea europaea var. sylvestris
Lineage: Eukaryota; Viridiplantae; Streptophyta; Magnoliopsida; Lamiales; Oleaceae
Product: vesicle-associated protein 4-1-like
Exons: 7
Coding region: 226-1002 (258 amino acids)
Biological process (GO): endoplasmic reticulum membrane organization
Cellular component (GO): plasma membrane; endoplasmic reticulum membrane
Source: RefSeq, a predicted model, not a curated record